AUGGCUGAUUCACCUCCCCACAGCAGGAUCGUGCCUAUCAUGGCUCCCCGGAAGUCAGUGGCACAAUUGGCCGGCAACGGCUCGGGGCAGCCGGCCAAGAAGGCAACCAUGGUCGACAGCAAAGACCUGCACCUAGAGUGCCUGAAGGAGCGACGGCUCUACGCCGUGCCAACCGUGGGAGAUGGCAAUUGCCUUUUCUACUCCCUCUCCGACCAGAUAUUCGGCCACAUGGGCCGUCAAGAUGAAAUCCGGGCUCGGCUGGUCGAGCAUGUCCGCACAAACGCCGAAUACUUUGUCAAGUUUGUGCCGGACGUUGGCGGGGAGAGACGGACUCCCAGGAGAGCAGCGGCUGCCCAGGCCAAAUCCAAUGGCCGGGAGGCAACGCUGGAUGGCCAGUGGGCCAAAUUCAAGACGCUGCUCUCCAACAUGAGGGAGACCGGGUUCUGGGGAGGCUCGAUGGAGAUCCAAGCCUUCUGCCAGGCUUACCAGAGGGAUGUCUACGUGUACUCCGACCAAGGCAUCACUCCCUUCACUAGCACCCUCGACUCGGCCGGUGGGAAGGAUAAGCCGGUGCACAUAGCCUAUCACAACUUCCGGCACUAUUCAUCUGUACGGAGUGUUGAUGGGCCGCAUAACGGGCUGCCGGUGCUUUCGACACCAUCUGGUUACAAGCCAGAGCGUCAGGAGACAUCGAGCGAAGGGAAGGCCGAAGACGGCGAUGGAGGAUCAUCCACGGAUGAUUCUGCCUUUACAGGAGGCGAAGAUCACUGGCCCAAGACUGUUGCCGAAGCAUUUCCAGGAUACGAUCAUGCCACGGUCAGAGCUGCUCUUGCGGCAUACCGAGCCGAUCUGGAAGAGGUCGAUGUUAACGAUGGUUCCCCACUCGAAGGCAUUGAUGACGAAACAUUCAAGGCUGCGUUUCCUGUCUUCAAGUCCGAACUUAACAGGGCCAUUGCAUAUAUCCGGGAUCUGAACGAUAACCCAUCGUCUCAGUCGUCCUCCCAGGACUCUGCCAGUCCCUCCCCGCCUGCACCAGCACCCGCACCCGCACCCGCACCCGCACCCGCACCUACAUCCACACCUACAUCCGAACCCGCACUCGGCUCUAGUCCCACCAAGCCGCGGCGGCGAUUGAUCAGGGGAAUCCGCCCGUCACCCCGAACUUGGCUGGGUUCGUCUUCUCGCUCAUCCUCACGCAACAGCACGGCUAGCAAACGGUCGGCGGGCCACAGUGACGAUGAUGACGACUCAGACGGCAGCCGGCCACAAAUUCGACGCCAGCGCGGCAGAGACCGCAAACGGCGGAUCCUCGGAGAUGUAACCCUUGGUAUCUCUGAUAGAGAUGACGAUGAAAACAGCGAUAUUACCUCUAUCCGACCGAGGGCGGACCCGGAAGUCGUUGCUAAACAGGUAGACACUGACUCUGGCGAUGGUGAGGAUAUUUUCUCCAGCGAAGGAAGAGCAGCAGCUCAGAGACAAACUGAACGAGAGUCUUCAUCUGUAACCUUGGAUCAUGCAGAUGAUGUCGCGGAGACCUCGAGCUCGAACGAAGAACUAUCUGCCGCCGCUGAAAGCGACAGCGAAUUCGAAGAUGAUAGCUAA
Arthroderma uncinatum is the source of this 1602-nucleotide messenger RNA. RefSeq lists its product as uncharacterized. Gene Ontology annotation, biological process: protein deubiquitination. Gene Ontology annotation, molecular function: cysteine-type deubiquitinase activity. Bases 1 to 1602 code for a protein of 533 amino acids. Lineage: Eukaryota; Fungi; Ascomycota; Eurotiomycetes; Onygenales; Arthrodermataceae. The transcript has 3 exons. The record is from RefSeq and is a predicted model, not a curated record.